AUGAGUCUGAGAAAUAAAAAUGUUUCAAUUUCAUCAUUAUUAUCUUCAAACACAAAUGAUUCUGAUACAAAUAAUUUAGUAAAACUACAGCCAAAACCACCUGCUCCAAAAGUAGCAAAAGAUCCUAAAGAAUUAAAGCAAUCAUCAUUGAAAAGGCUAUUAUCAAAAUAUCAGACUACCUUUGACGCUCAAGAAACACCUGAACCAAUUGAACAAUCAUCAAAUUCAAACACAUUACUACUAAAAAAUAGAUUAGUUACAAAUGUUACAAAUUCACCAUCUACAAAUGGUUCAUCUAAAAAUCAUAAUCGAUCAAGAUCAAUUUCAAGAUCUCCAUCAGCUUCACUAACAUCACAAAUAAAAAAAUUUCAAACUUCUUUUCAAUUAGGUCCAAUUACAGCUCCUAAACCCAAAAGUAAAACUUCAAUCAAUUCCAUAAUAAAUAAUGAUGAUGAUGAUGAUUUAAACAGAUCACAUACUCCAUUAACUCCAUCUCAGCUGGCUGAUAUUUUGAUGAAUCAUAAUUUAAUCAAAAGAAAAAAUGGAUCAAGUACCAAUGAUAAUAAACGUCGUAAAGUUACUAAUGGAGAACUACAACAAUCACCAAUCAUAACAUCGAAAUUAAAAAAUGAUAUUGUUAAUGUUCAACCUGUAAAAAAAGGUAUUCAUUCUGGAAUGACGACUGAAAAAUCAGAAAAUAAAGGUCCACCUGUUAAACUAAGUGCUCCAACUGUAAUAGAUCUUUUAAAUCCAGAAGAAGAUGAAGAAGAAGUAGAAGUAAUUGAAACUGAAUCUGAAAAACCAACAACUACUACAACCCCAUCUAAAACUAGUACCAGCUCCAACGAAAGAAAACAGCUUUCUUUAACUGAUAAACAAUCAGCAACAAAUAAACCAGAAACACCUAUUAUUGCAUUAAAUAUUCCAUUAUUAGAUCCAAAAAAUCCUCAACCAGGUAAAGCUGAAGUUGUUGUAAAUGUUUUAAAAUUAGCUGAAGAAAAAUAUGGUUGGUCAACAAUUCAUCCAAAUGCUAAAUCUGCCAUAGAUAUAAUUGAUGAUAUGAUAGAUGAUGAAGAAGAUGAUGAUCAAGUAGAUGAUGAUAAUGAUGAUGAUGAUGAAAAAGAAAAACCUACAUCACAUCAACAACAACAACAAAAGGGAAAAGAAUUAACUGAAGAACAAUUAGUUAGACAACAUGAAAUUAAAAUGAUUAGAAAAGUUGGUAAAUAUGAUUUUGAAGAUCCUUUUAUUGAUGAUUUCGAAUUACAAAUGGAAGAAGAAAUUUCAACUACUAAAGAAGGAUUUUUUGUUUAUUGGGGUCCUUUAAUUGAUGAUAGAACAAGUAGUAAAAAAAGUUCAAAAAAGAAAUAG
Lodderomyces pseudojiufengensis is the source of this 1371-nucleotide messenger RNA. It is a transcript of the gene HPC2, whose product is annotated as Hpc2p. Bases 1 to 1371 code for a protein of 456 amino acids. The transcript has a single exon. The record is from RefSeq and is a predicted model, not a curated record. NCBI's taxonomy places the organism in Eukaryota, Fungi, Ascomycota, Pichiomycetes, Serinales, Debaryomycetaceae.